Seminavis robusta is the source of this 540-nucleotide messenger RNA. Lineage: Eukaryota; Bacillariophyta; Bacillariophyceae; Naviculales; Naviculaceae. The record is from the annotation of a GenBank genome assembly.
AUGAAAGGUGCCCUGAGUGCCCGUGCCAUUAAGAACAUUCAGACCUGGCGUCGGGAGACUGGUGGUGGGCUGGUUGGUAUUUGUGCCGGAGCUGUCUUCUUGUGCGCAAAGGGGCGACGCGGUAGGGGGUUGGUCAACGGAGUUGACCUGGUGCAAGAUGAGAAGUUCCACCAGGCUGGCCUUCAAGGACUGGUGACUCUGGGGCCAGCAGCAGAGGCUCCAAGAAGAUUUCAAAAGUACAUCACUGCAACUCGAAGAGGGAUGACAAGAGACGAAGAAUCCAGCCGAUUUGCGUACCUCUGUGGCCCCGUGUUCCGGGUAAAAAGCAGAAGGGAUGAAGAGUUGGGUGGCCGUGUUGCAGUCUGGGCCAAAGAAAGAAACCCAGUAGCCGCAGCUCGCGAGCUUGGGUUUGCAACGGGUGCCAGCAGUGCCACCCCAAGAAGAAGAAGGCGUGUUGUGGGGCCACUCAAAGGGAGCAGAAGCGACAAUGGAAGAAUAUCGAGCACUUGGUGGGAGUCAUGCCAGAGUCAGCAGCGGUAG